Messenger RNA from Ostrinia furnacalis (Asian corn borer), 1366 nucleotides. It is a transcript of the gene Agpat1, whose product is annotated as 1-Acylglycerol-3-phosphate O-acyltransferase 1. Gene Ontology annotation, molecular function: 1-acylglycerol-3-phosphate O-acyltransferase activity. NCBI's taxonomy places the organism in Eukaryota, Metazoa, Arthropoda, Insecta, Lepidoptera, Crambidae. The record is from RefSeq and is a predicted model, not a curated record. Gene Ontology annotation, cellular component: endoplasmic reticulum; membrane. Gene Ontology annotation, biological process: phosphatidic acid biosynthetic process. The coding region runs from base 1 to 828 and encodes 275 amino acids. The transcript has 5 exons.
AUGGCUUCCUUCUAUUCAUACCCCGAAUUAUUUUUGGCGGGUUUUGUAUUUACAUUGCCAUUUUUAUAUGAAAAGAGUAACGUAUUUAGAUAUUACCUUAAGUUUUUUCUUUACUAUGCAUAUGUGUUAAUAACAUGCACCGUAUUGCUGCCUGUAGUGCUAUUAUAUCCACGGGACGUAACAAAUUUAAUUGUUGCAUCCAGAUUCUGCCGUUAUGCUUCUCAUAUAGUAGGAAUAGAAUGGGAACUAAGAGGCUUAGAAAAUUGGGAUAAUGAACAGUGCUAUAUCGUGAUAUCAAAUCAUCAGAGCUCAUUGGAUAUAUUAGGCAUGUUUGAGAUGUGGCCCCGCAUGAAACGAUGUACAGUCGUAGCCAAAAGACCGCUUAUGUUCACUGGAGCCUUUGGUUUCGGUGCUUGGUUGUCGGGUCUUGUAUUUAUCGAUCGCCUAAAAACUGAUAGAGCACGCCAGCUAAUGAUGGAAGCUACAGAGAGAGUAAUAAGAGAAAAGACAAAACUGUGGGUGUUUCCAGAAGGAGCAAGAUACAAUAAAGGCAGUAUUCAACCAUUUAAAAAGGGAGCCUUUUAUCUAGCAAUUGAUGCCCAAAUUCCUAUUAUGCCUGUAGUAUUCAGUCAAUAUUAUUUUCUUGAUAGUGAAACAAAAACAUUUGAACCAGGAAAAGUGGUGAUAAGCACUUUGCCUCCAAUACCUACUAAAGGCAUGACCCGUGAUGAUUUGGAAACUCUUUCUGAAAUGACUCGCCAACAAAUGAUUGAAGUCUUCAAUGAGAGCUCCAGAGAUUUGGUUAUGCAGAAGAAAAUAGUUGUUUAAGUUUUGCCCUAAGUUUAAGUAUAGCCUAUAAUCUAGUCAUUGUUUAUUUAUAGCAAAGAGUUUGUUGAUCUCAUUCUGUAACCCACAGUGUAUUAAGAAUUGAUAUUAUUUAUAUUAGUAUUUAGAUUUGAAACUUACUAGUCAUUUGUACCUUAUUUAAAACUUGUUUUAUAUUUGAUAUUGAUUUAAAGUUUAUGCAAUAUUAGGUAGGUUACAUCAAUUUAUUUAAGUAUGGUCGUCAAUCAAAUUAAAGUAUGUCUUUUAAGAAUUUUAAGAUUAUGCUAUAGGUAAAUAAUUUACAAACAUUGUUACUGUACUAUUUGUUUGCAUUUUAAACAGUAUUGUAUUUUUAUGGCGCAAGUACACACUAUGCAGAAAAUUGACCGAGAAGAAGCGCUAGAUCCCACACUGAAAAUUGGGUGACGCACGGGUGCGGGAAGGAUAAAAUAACAGAUAUCCAGUGACUUCCGUUAACAUUCCUUAUGCUUUAAGCUCUAAUGUAUGGUGCCCUCAAGAUAUUUUUGUUAUUUAUUUUACA